GUAGCACUGACGAAGCUGAAAAUGGACAAAGAUCGGCGAGCAAUGAUUGAAAGGAAAGCAGCUGGUCGAGCACGCGUAACGGGAAUGCUGAAGGGCAAGCACACGGAGGAGUCCAUUGCGGAUGAUUGA
Molecule: messenger RNA, 129 nt
Organism: Gongylonema pulchrum
Lineage: Eukaryota; Metazoa; Nematoda; Chromadorea; Rhabditida; Gongylonematidae
Source: the annotation of a GenBank genome assembly